Molecule: messenger RNA, 1627 nt
Organism: Saccoglossus kowalevskii
Lineage: Eukaryota; Metazoa; Hemichordata; Enteropneusta; Harrimaniidae
Gene: dkk1/2
Product: dickkopf homolog 1/2
Biological process (GO): negative regulation of canonical Wnt signaling pathway; multicellular organism development
Cellular component (GO): extracellular region
Molecular function (GO): receptor antagonist activity; co-receptor binding
Source: RefSeq, marked provisional
GUUUUCUCUUCCUGCGGUCGCGAUCGUGUGUAAAUGUGUCUUUAAUACUCAAGAGGUUCUCAGCAAACCACAGUGACAACACACUCGAGUCGUCGCGCCUGAUACUGAUUUCCACGUAUAUCCGGCUUCAAGUUAUAAAAUCAUUGUGAAUCCACAGAGUCUCUCACACCGGAAGAAACGUUGAACUCUGCUCAUCACCUAAAUCAGUUUUAUUAUUCGCGUGGUUUCCGAUUCAAGACACCGUAAAAAAAAAAACCGCAGAAUAGUCCGACUAUCAUCAUGGCAACACAUUUAUCGUCGUGGACAGCGCUAACCAUUGUAUGUUUCAUAACACUUUGGUUGCAUCUAGUGAAUGCAGUGCGGCCGGAAUUUGACUUUCGUCUUGAAGUGGACGACGCAAGUCGACGAGACCGAUCCCAUUUAAGUGGAAGCGAUGGUGGCGCAAUUGGAACAUCAGUAUUAGUGAUUGAAUGUGUCAACGACGACUCUUGUGAUCGAAACGAGUUCUGUCACGGCGCAGAAGGGCACCGACUUUGUCUGUCUUGUAGACGUAAUCGACGUCGUUGCCAUAGAGAUGAAAUGUGCUGCCCUGGUCACAAAUGUAAUGGGGGGAUGUGUAUCUCGGAACAAUCAGGACGUCGUGCUUCCCGCAUUUCGCAACGCACCAGAGACAACAUGUUCACCGGUCACAUAGGUUCAUCGUGCCGACACGAGAAUGAUUGUAUGGAGGGCCUCUGUUGCGCUCACCACUUUUGGGAACGACGCUGCAAGCGAAUGUUGGAGGUUGAUGACGUAUGUACCAAUGACCCAAAACCACCACGAAUGCCAUCAUUCCAGCGGUGUCCGUGCAGCGACGGCCUAAUGUGUAAAAGGGAUCCCACGGGGGAAACUCAACUGCAUUUGUGCCAACGCAGUAAAAAUUGAAAUAAUAAACACGUGACCUACAUAGCUGGUCGUCCGCUGCUUGCAACAGAUCGUACGAAGUCCAUGUUUUGAAGUUGUCUGUCGCCCUCUAUUAAUAUUUUGUUUUUAUAAUGAAACAAACUCGAGAGGGCUCACUCCUGCAUAAAGUCGACGGAUGUCAUCACGUCAUUCUUCAACAUUUAUAUAUAUAAUCAUGUGAACACUGUACAUGUAUCGGAUUGUUUUGGUUUUAUCAAAAUAUUAAUAAUAUACUUUAUUAAAACAGUGACACAAUGGCAAAAUUGUUGUUUUAUCCACAGUCUCUCUGUGUUUUAUCCUGUGCCAAACGUUCAGUUCUGACUUGACCAUUCAACAAUUUAUUUUCUCAUACUUAUUUAUUUAUUAUACAGGAAGUAUAUUUGAGUAAUCUUUUAAUCCAGGCAGAGAUCCUGUCAUGUAUUGAUGAAACAACAAUGUACAAAUUUGAACUAUGACCUCUUCUGCGGGCUCUACUGUUUUGCUGAAGGCUCUCUGGGUAACUUGGAUUCUAAGUCAGAGGGCGCUCUAAGCGUCAAUGUCUUGUAUUAUAUUGUAUGGCUACAGUACAUAUGCUUGUGAAGCACCGGAAUGAGUGUUUGUCAGAUAUUCGGAAUAUGUAUUUGUGUAAAUAUUUAACAUUUAUUUGUAGAGUAUUAUUCAAUAAAUCGAAAAUGAUUUAAACGAA